Molecule: messenger RNA, 8400 nt
Organism: Porites evermanni
Lineage: Eukaryota; Metazoa; Cnidaria; Anthozoa; Scleractinia; Poritidae
Source: the annotation of a GenBank genome assembly
GUGAAAGAUCAAAAAUCACUUUCAAGACGCAAAGAUCGAUUAAAGAAGUGUAAACAAUCACAAAAAGGGAUACAAGAGGAACACUCAGAUCAAAAACAAUCAAAAUCAUCUACAAGGCAAUUUGUACUGAGAGUGGAAGAAAAUGGUGAGGAUCCACUAUUAUGAAGGUCUUAACAAAAUCUUUGUACUUAACCCGAAAACUGUGAUCACAAGAAAGCAUUUGAAAGCCUACUAUAUUGCUGUCCGUUAAGAAAAGGGUUCCUGUUAGCUAACAGAUAGACUCUGGUUCUGCAUGUAGCAUUCUCCCUGUGCGGAAUGUGUACAAAGACAUCAGUGGAUUCUAUAAUCUCAAUGCAAACAAGCCUGCUCUUUCUCACUAUUAUAAAGAAACCAUAUAAAUUUAGACACUGGGAACCAGAAAAGUCUUUGUCAGGAGUAAAUCCUGAAACCAAUGAAGAAGUGAUUAUUCAGUUUAGAAUUGUUGAAUGAGACCUAGCAACCCUUAUUGGCCUGAACGACUAUGAAACGCUCAGACUCAUUGAGGUUUUACGGAGAUCUAGAACAUGCAGCUAAACCCCCUAACUGCUAGUGAAUUGUGCCAACAUCACUCCCCUUGAAGACCGUUCUGACCGGACGACUACCCUCAAGUCUUUGGUGACAUUAUAGGAAAGUUUGACGGCGAACUACCCCUGUACACGAGUAAUAAUGUGAUUCCACACAAAAGAGCUCUAAGAGAGAUCCCUCUGUGUAUUAAGAAACAAUUUUGUUGCUAAAGUAAAAGACUUCCAACAGCAAGGUACACUUGAGAAAGUGAUUGAGCCCACUGAAUGGGUAAGUGCUCCUACAGUUGUAAACUGCAAACCUUCUGCUAAGAAAUGGAAUUAGACUCUGCAUAGGCAGUAGACCACUGAACAUCGCACUCAAACGAUAUGAGUAUCCAAACUCAGCUGUUGAUCAUUUGUUUACAGAAAUAGCAAUUCAAUUCAAUUCAAUUUUUAUUCACACUUUUAUAAAAUAUUUACAUUAUAUAUAGUAAGGUAGGAAUACACUAAUAAAGGAGAAGAAGAAGGAAAAAAGAAAAUUAAUGGCUUGGAUAGAAGUGUACGGUGGUAAGAGGAGCUUAGCUUUCGAGCUAACCACGGCUAUAUUAUGAGUGAAAAUGCAGAAUAAAUGUGCGCUUGGUGCCAUGGCAACUAUGGACGAUUAUGUCAGCAGUCAUUUUAUGUGAAACAGUCAUAUUACAUUGUUACCUUUGAGAGUUAACUAGAAUUCGCUUGUAUUCUGUUUUGAACUUAUGGUAGCUAAGUGUUUUAUCUUAGUAGGAAUCUCUUCCCAAGUUUUGGUUAUGUCAAACUUAAAUAUGUGUUUGCGAUAAUUUGACCUUACUCGUGGUACAGAUUUAAAGCAUAUCUGGUAUUGUGUGAAUUAAUAUCAGAUACCUUUACGAGGUAGUUUUCAAACACUUCGGGGACAUUGGCUUCAGUUUGUGAGAUUUUGUGAGCUAGCAAGCAGAUUUUAAGUUUAAAAAUGCUAUCUUUGUCACGGCAAUGCUAACUAAAGUAUUUUCUUUAGCUGAUAUCAAGACUGCCUUUUCGGGUCUGUAUCAUUAGCUGAAUGCCGCCCUUUGGCAUCAGUGUAGCACCUGAAGAAUUUCAGAGAAUAAUUGAUGAGCAUCUAGGGGGAUUGGGAGGUGUAAAGGCUAUAGUCGAUGACAUGUUGAUCUGGGGUGAUGAUGACAGCUUUGAAGAGGCAACAGCUAGCCAUGCCAGCGGAAGAAUAUUAAACUUAAUAAGGAGACAUGCAUAUGGGUGUGGCCCUAGCAGACAAAGGAUAUAUACCUGACCACCCAAAACAAGAUUGUAUUGUGUCCAUACCCGCCGCAACCGACAACGAUGAAUUGAGAGGACUACUUGGUAAUGUUACCUACCUCUCACGAUUUGCAGAAGAUUUUUUAACGAAGUCAGAACCACUGAGAGCUCUGCUGAAGAACAGCAAUGCGUUUAUCUGGGAAUAAAAUAAACAGAAAGCCUUGAUGAAAUAAAGACCCUCAUUUUAAACCCACCACUGCUGAAAUACUUCGAAGUGGGUGAACAAGUGGAUUAGGAGCCUCAGCGGUACUGCAUGCGAAAGAUCCUGAUUACCAACUGAAAUUGCGCAUAUGGGCAAAGAUUCAACCCUUAGGCGUGCCAGAACAUCUUUAUGAUGACCAGGGAUGAACAAGCAACUGAAGCAGUUAAUUGAUAUAUGUGAAGUCUGCAACGCUUUCCAUACUAAGAACCAACAGACCCUGGUCAAAAUUUGGGUCUGAUAUUUUUUAGUGGUUCACUAUCUGGUUUUAGUUCACUAUGGACAUGUCAUCGCCUUGCCCCAAGGGUAGGACCCCUGGCAAACCAGCUGCUGGAGAAUAUGUCGGGGAAUCCUUCUCAACCUUUGUGAAAUCUAGUGAUUUCUCGGAACAAAUCGCAGAGGAGGAGGCAGCUUGGCCGAGUGGUUAGGCGCUGGACUUUCAAUUCGGAGGUGCCGAGUUCAAGUCCCGCCCUGACCGCUAGCUGGAUUUGUUCAAGGUAGUCCCGAGUUCAAAUACUCGACCACGCUUGUUAAUAGCCAGCUGGUUUGCCUCCUGCCAGUUGGGAUUGUUAACCAGUAAUGUUUGAUUUUAAUUAUUUGUUACAGUCAUUUGCUCGACCCCACUAGCAUAAGUGCUAUAAAUUAAUACUACCGAGGGUAAAUAAAGAAAUUAUUAUUAUUAUUAUUAUUAUUGUUUGCUAUUAUAGAAACAUUAGCGAGAAAACGUGCCCAGCAUACUUAUCAGUUGUGGCACGUGCGCUAUGGAUACGUUAAAGUACAGUUCCUAUAUUCCUGUUCCUGUCGUCGAUAAAAUUCGGAAAACUAAGGAAAUAUAAUGAAUAACUGUAGUACUUAAUAAAUGUAAAUUUAUUACUAUUAGCCAGUUGUAAAGAGAUUUUCCUUCGAAUCUAAAUCCGUUGCUCAUUUUCAUUAAACUGGGGAGAGUAUUAAUUUCCUGUCCUUCUCUGUUACUUCAUUUUGCAGAGUAUUCCAAUAACAUAAACCAAAAAAAAAACGAGAUAAAUACAAAGCAGCAAAGAGCCAGGAAAUCACUGGAUGAAUUUGUCAGAGAGAUUGACGUCAGUUGCCAAAAAGGUAGGGAGAGGAACAUCCUCAGAGAAAACAUUCGCCGUUACUUGGUCUUCGAGGAUGGGAGAAAGACUCAAAUAAGUUAAAAGGAGGGUUUGCAAGACACGUAUUUUUUAGUUAAUUAAUCAUUUGAUAACUACCAUACAAAGGGAAAUGCCUUAGUGAAUUGUCUCUUUGAAAGAGCGCAUUUUUAACAUUUUGUCAUCUUUCAUAUUUUUGCUUAUAUCGACUUAAGGGCAAAAAAAUGUUAAAAUUGAGAAGUUUAAGUUAUAGCUUACGAAGGAGCAAGAGGAAUAAGUUCCUUCUCAAACAAUGCAGUUAAAUUAGGGGCCAACCGAAUAUGUCCUAGUGCAGAAGGGAAAACGUUAUCAUCAUCAGUCGUAAAUGUUUCAAGGGGUUCAUUUACAGUACAUCGGUGCGAAUUUCCGCACUGCGUGAAGGAUUUUCGAACUAGAGAAAGGUUUGCUGCGAUUCGAUCAAGGAAGAUCAACUUUCAUUUAUGAUUUUCACAUUCCCUUGUCGAAAUGAUUAUUGAAACUGGAAUGUAUGGAACUGUAUAGCAUGUCUUUGCUUUGAGUUAUCAUUAUUAUUAUUUUUUACUCUUUUGUGUUGAAUCCGAUGUUACCCUCGUUUUACAUCGCUCGCGGGUAUUACAGGUUCUCACAUCGAGGAUGAGCCAAUUUUAGAUGCAUUUCUAGCCAGUUCGGAAGAAGCGUAAAUCCAAUUUGCAUGUUUAUGCCUGUACUCAACAAUCCCUUGUCUAAACCCAGCUUCGCGGUACCUGGCGUCAAAAAUUGUACUUCAAUGUUAGGCCCCAUUUUUAAGGAAAAAGUUGUCCCGGAAAAGUUGGUCACUAUCCUAACCAAGUCAACUUUAGCGAGCAUUUACAUGAGAAAAAAAGUUGACUCCUUUUCACGAGCCAACAAUGCUCGCGCUCGUGUUCUUUUUGUCCAAAACAGCGCUCGCGCAUGCUCUGAUUGUCUCGCCUUGACCAAGUUGACCCGGCCGGGCUAGCCAAAGUGUUUUUAUGGAGGAAAGUUGGCCCGGUUAGGUGGGCGACCCUGUCAACGAAAAAGAGUGAAACAACUAGCGCGGCAAGUAGACCCUUCCAUAGCCAAGCCAACUUUUGUUUGCCAUGUUAACGGUUUACCAAGUUUUCUAAGGAGAUGGACACGAAACGUCGGAAAGUUGGUUCACGCCCAGGGUAACUCGGGUAGGCGAGUGACCCUUCUUCGCGGGACAACUUUUCUCAAUAUAAACGGGACCUUAGGUUCGUAUGCUUUUCAGAAGUACGUUGAAUCGAUUAAGCAUAAAAAGAUUAAUUUAUAACAUUAAGAUUCAUUAAUUGCUUCUUGUCAAUUUAGAAAUAACAUGCAACUUUGAUGUAUCAAUGUGCGGCUUCGAGCCAGGCAAAGAUAGGGCGCUUGACUGGACUCGACACAGGGGAAGCACAUCUUCCAGUAAAGGACCUUCCUUUGAUCACACCACUGGAAGCAUGACAGGUGAACUCUAAACUGAUUAAAUUACAGCUAGCCAGACUUACUAUUAGCAGAGACAGUUACAGUUAUGCAGAGUAUCCAGUCGUCAAAUUAAAGACAAAAAGAAAACUAAACUCAGUAUUUUUUUUAAGCUUUCAAAUCUAAUCCAAAUUUCGCACUAUCCUGGGUUAUCUUCACCCAGCUUUGAACAACCCAGCCCAAGUGUAUUAAAUAUAGGCAAGACUAUCCUCUUUCCUUUCUCAUUCUAAAAGCAACAUAAAUGACGUGACUGCCUUUAAAACUUUAAAACCAAAAGAAAAAAUAGAAACGUUCCUCUUCAUUUGGAGUCAACCAAGAGAGAAUAAUGGAACAUUGUUCUUUCUGGAGUCAACACAGUGGAAAACAAUAAUAACAGUUAGAACAAUAUAAUAAAUCAGUUAAUCAAUCAACCGAGCGCUUUUAUUAAUUAUAUAAAAUGACGCUUAAAAAUGAAUUACCACACCUGCAUGCCUGAUAAAAUAUAUUUUGCCGUUUUCUUUUUAGGCGCUCAUAAAUCGGUCUCUGUCGGUGCAUUUGAUUGAGGUCGCGCAGGAAUUUAAUUUAUUCUCUUUUCAUACCUUAUCUCCAUAUAGGGCUUUUUCACUCACGUGGUCAUAUUCAAACUUUUUACGAAAAAAGAAAGCGUUUACACCAACAUGGCCGUUGUGACGUCAUGUGAAAGGCUUUAGGCACGACUGAGGCCCGCAGGGCAGAGAAAAAGUAUUUUCGAGACCGGCGGCUACCUUUAUUCUUGGGGUCUGGUAUACAAUGAAAUAUGCUGUUAUCCAAUUAAUAUUCAGAUGCAUGUAGCUCUUUCUGUAGCUCUUGCUAAACUCUGGAAAGGAGUCUAAACACUUUAGUUUUUCUUUUUCAAAAGGCAUUUCAAGCUGAUCAUUCUAUCUCACUUACGUUGCACUUACGAGGUCAGAAAACUGUUUUAGCAGUUGCUUACAAACUUGGAAAAAUCUUACACUAGGUCUACUGAAAAUUGUUUUAGUAGGCACACUGCACUGGUUAGUCAUUCCUCAACUUAAAAUGGUUAGUUGUAAGUUGCUACCCUCAGCUCUAUCCAUCUUUUUCUCUUUAAAGGUUAUUACAUGUACAUAGAAGCGUCCAGUCCACAUCAACCAGGUGAUGAUGCAAACUUGUGCAGUCCUCCGCUGAAAUUCUUUGGGAUUAUGUGCCUUGAAUUCUAUUACUAUAUGUCUGGUGGAACUAAUGCAAGCCUGAACGUUACCAUAAAUGAAACAGUAGUGUUCUCUGCGAGUGGUGAUAAAGGAGACAUAUGGCAUAAAGCUAGUAUAAAUAUAUCCUCUAUCGUGGGAUUGCACUGGGUAAGCAUUGAUGAGACCAUCAAGACGGUCUGAAAACGGUUUUCUCUAAACGCAGUAGAAAUUAAGACAAUGAUUUUAAGCGGCAUAAGGCAGGAAUCUUUGUCCACCUUUUGAAAAAUUUCGACAGGCUAAAUUUCCUUAAAUCUUACUUUAGACGGACUGUCUCUAUUUAUCAGCAAAACAAGUAAAAGUAUAAUACUUCAUCUUACCAUUAACUAUAAAUUAAACACAUACAAAAUGUAAUAAUAACAAUAAUAAUAAUAAAUUAUUUAUUUCUAUAGCGCAUUUUCCAACGCCCAAAUGCGCUUUACAGUGUCAAAUAUAUUAUAAUCUAUACGAAAAAAAAGAAAAAAAAUUGAAAGUCUAUAAAUAUGCUUGUCGAAAAAAGACACCGUUAUGACGACAUCAUAAUGGGAUUUUAUGACAAGGCAUUUGAUAAUGGUUUGCAGGCCAAGGUGGCAGAUUCCAAGCCUAUCUUAUUUCCAGCCAAUCAGAAUUGAGGGCGUUCCGGACUGUAUCAUUCUUAGGGGCGCUUUUCCAUGUGCUCGCCCCCUUUCGAUCGCUCACCAUCACGUUGUUCACAUCGCUGGUUUAAACCAAUUUUCAGCAUUUUGACCUCGCUCAGUCGUCAGAAAUCUUGUGAUGUCAGGUUACCGAUAUCUAAACCUAUCUUGCAUGACCUCGUAAGCUCUCUCCAGCACACCAACUCUUCGGCAGUACAGCGUAUACUUUUUUCAGCCAUGUUUCUCACAGCUUUCUAUGGUUUCUUUCGCAUCGAUGAACUAGCGGUCAGGAGCGCGUGUCACACUACCGUAAUUUCGUACGAUAACAUCCGAUUCCUCGCAUCCGGUGAGAAAAUCCACUCUAUUAAGAUCACAAUCACCCAUUUCAAACAUAAUACAAGCAAUCGCCCUUUUGACAUUGUUAUUCCUGGUGAUGAAUCUUCACCGUUUUGUCCUGUGAAGUUUAUACUCCGGUAUUGCAAUCUUCGGGGUAACAAGCCCGGUCCCCUCUUCUGCUAUGCAGACAAUACACCCAUUAUGGUUAAUCAAUUUAACACCGAACUUAGGCGCUGCUUAAAUUUCUGUGGUUUGAAUGCUCAGCGCUAUAAGAGUCACAGCUUUCGCAUCGGCGCAGCCUGUCUCGCAGCAGACAAAGGUUUUUCUGACGCCCAGAUUCGCGCUCUUGGCGGAUGGAAGUCUGAUGCCUUUAAACUUUACAUUCGUAAUUCUACAUUACAAGGAAUUUAAUUUGGUAUGGGUCAGACAUGGGCUGCCAUGCGUCUUGUCUGUCAUAUGUAGAACUUUUCGCUCCACUCAGGGGCUCUUCUACCUAAUUGGUGGUCACGCAAGGGCUGCACCAUGACGUGUUUGAAGUACUUUAUAAAAUCGUAACAUUUCACAAUGCCGCGUGUGUAUGCGAUGAUGGUCAGACAGGGGCUGCAUCAUCUCAUACAAGGACUCUGCAGUGCGUUUCUUCAUUGCAGAGUCUGUCUCGAUCUGUCUGUCUUCGAUCGCUCACCAUCACGUUGUUCACAUCGCUGGUUUAAACCAAUUCUCAGCAUUUUCCACCACCUCCCCUUCCGCCUGCCUCCGAAUUAAUUCCUAGUGUGUUCUUCUUUCUUGUCUCAGUGGAUGGCGGUUUUUUCCCCCACCUUUGCUGAAGAGAUAUUUAGUUUAUUAUAUAUUGGCAGAUCUUGAAAAUAAAGUUCGUCACCUUUCCACCGGUUUAAAAGUCCAACCAAAUCCGACUCUGUGUUUAUCUCCUCAGCAAACAAGUGCGCUGCCACACAGAGCCCUUGGUAACGUAAUGCAAGGUUUUCAGCGCCAUUCUUACCGAAAAAAUUGCUUGAUAUAAAAGAUAGGUCUUAAGCUUAGCUUGAAAGAUAGAGACAGAUGCGCUGCUUUCAAUCUCAAAUGGAAGCGAGUUCCAGAGGUAAGGCGCGCACACUGAGAAAGCCCUCAAGCCAAUCAACUUGAGCUUGUGCGUUGGCUGCUCCAGUAGAAGUUGGUCAGCGGACCAAUGUAAGUUAUAUAUCACUCGAAAGUUCGUAAAUGCAAAGAAAAAUAUCACUUAACGUUUCAAUUAAAGCGGAUGUGCUUGCUCUUUGUUUGUUUGUUUGUCGGUUUGUUUCAUUCUUUGAAAUUGUAAUUAAGUCAGUGAUUUUUCACUAUUUUUUUUCAACAGUUCUUUUAACUUUCCACUUAAUUUUUCAUUUCUGCAAUAUUAAUUUGUCUUUAAAGUCCAUCAUAAAAGCGACCCUUCUAGACUGAUUACACUUGUAAUUAAAACCUUGUUUUUGAUAGGUAACAUUUGAAGGCGUAGUAGGAAGCAGUAUCACUGGUGACAUAGCAAUUGAUGACUUCUUCUUUACAGGGGGGUCUUGUCCUUAU